GCAGGGAGAGAGGGAGGGAGGGAGAUCAGCCCCCUCUCAGCACUCAGUUCCUCGACAGGCAGCCUCAGUAGCAACACGGCCUGCCUCGCUCCUCACUCCUCCACACACACACACACGGACACGAGCGCGUAUACAUAGACUGACGUACAUGGAGGAGUGGCUGAGGGAGUGAUCUUGAGUGAGUGUCAGUGCCAGUGGAAGUGUGUUAGUGCCCCGGGGACAGUGAGGAAGUGAGGGAGUGAGAGCGGCGAGUACUGACCCUUGGCGUGGUCAUGUGAAGAGUUUCUAGUGGCCAAGAACAGCGCACAUGUAAAACACCGUCUAGCGGGACGCGGUGGACUCUACUUCACACGCCGCCCGCACCACCCACACCACAAUCAUGCUGUGGGGGGUGACAACAAUACUGGCGGGGCUGAUAGUGGGCGCAUGGGCGGGGGAGGGCGUGGAGGGGCGUGAGGGCCGCUCCAUAACCUGGGCGGAAGUGGCAAAUAACGAGGAGAAGGAAUACGAUGACAGCUUCUUCAGGAAUGACGACUAUGUGUAUGUGGACGCUGACGAAGUGGAUCUGCCCCCGCCCCCUGAGUAUGACACCCCCCAUAAGCUGGAGCGGCGUACCCUGGGGUAUAUCCUUGGCUCCUUGGUGGACGGAGGCACGGAGGACCCCAGACCACAGCGGAGUAGCGGUAUAAGCAUUCAACCAGCAACGCCUCCGCCUUCCUCCUUCCUCGAGUCCGUUAUGAGGUCCAUUGAUAACUUCGUGGUGCAGGACCUGAAGGGUUGGUCAAAAUUUCUCACCGCCAUGAACGACCGCACCACCACCCCCGCCCCCCCCACCACCACACCCCGCCCCUCUGCCAUCCAGCCCACGCAAGACGAGGAGCUGGUGGUUAUCAUGGACGAGUUCGGGCGGCCGCAAGUGGUGACCGUCAACGAUAUUGUGGCCUCGCUCAGCCAGCUCGACGAACAAACCAUCACGGAGCUCCUUCUGGGCCCCACCAACCCUGGCCUAGCCCCGAAGUCAGCCCCAGCCCCUGCCAAGAACCAAGUGCAGAGUGAUUUCCUCAACGCCAUCACAGGCAGCCUUAACCGCCUUCCAGAACACUCACAGGCCCGCACUAGCCACAGUCCCACGACAAUCAGCCCCAUUAAAAGUCAGACCACAGCCCCCAAGCUUAGCCCUUCCCACCGCCCCUCUGUCGGUCCCACUAACAGGCCCAACAUCAUCACCUCUAUCAGCCCCCCCAAGAUUUCUUCCAUCAUCAACUCAACCCCCAAGUCUAUCAACUCCACCCCCAAGCCUUUUAUUAGCUCCACUCCAUCUCCACCCCCUUUUAUUAGUCAACCAUCCAAGCGUCCCUCCAUCCCCAGCUCACCCCAAGGUCCCGCUAAGCGUCCGACAAGCUUCCCCAACAUCAGCUCUAUCCCCAGCCCCACCAAGACCCCCACCAAGACCCCAAUUGAUGUCCCCAACAUUGGUGCCAUCCUCGGCCCCACCAUCAACUCCCCGCGUGGCCCCACUCAAACCUCUACGCACGGCGCCACUCAUGGCCCCACUCAAAUUUCCUCGCGUGGCUCCACUCAAAUCUCUACUCACGGCCCCACCCGAAACCCCACUCACGGUCCCACUCAAAGUUCCUCGCGUGGCUCCACUCAAAUCUCUACUCACGGCCCCACCCGAAACCCCACUCACGGUCCCACUCAAAGUUCCUCGCGUAGCUCCACUCAAAUCUCUACUCACGGCCUCACCCGAAACCCCACUCAUGGCCCCAUUCAAAGUUCCUCCCGUGGCUCCACUCAUAUCUCUACUCACGGCCCCACUCAGAGUUCCUCGCGUGGCUCUUCACAAAGUUUCUCGCGUGGCCCCACCCACACCAUCAUCCGCGGCACUUCCACCCGUGGCACCACCCACACAGCGGUCCGGGGCACCCCAACCCGCACCCUCGCUCAGUCCUUCGCCCAAGGCAUUCCCACCCGCAGCCACACCAAUGGCCCUACACGUGGCCCCACACACAGACCAUCCCAUAUUUCUACACAUGGCCCCACCCACAUAUCAUUCAAUGAUCCUACACGUGGUCCCACCGGCCCCUUCCACUCUGGCCAAGUCGUUACCCGUGAGGGUUCGUCAAUCAUUCGUGCCACGCCCAUCCAUAUCCCAACCGGUGUCCCCACCCGCAACCCCGGCCGCCCUGACAUACUCCCGCCAGACUUCCUGCUGCCCUCAGCGUCCCGGAACAACGCUGUCAAGCAGAGCAGCAGUGACAGCGUGGCGCGGCCUGUGCGCCACACGGGGCCCAGCCACGGGGCGCCCCCGAAGGAGGAGGAGGGGGAGGAGGUGAUUUUGAUUCGGGACGAGACGGGCGCCGUGCACAUGCAUACCAUCCAAGACAUCAUCUCCUCCCUGGCUGCCCUCAGCCCGGAGAACGCCCAGGACCUGCUCUUUGGUGAGGCCCCCGCUCAGCCACCCGCUACCCUCAAUCUCCUCCAGGAGACACAGGCGGCGGGAUCGGCGGAGAAAUCAGCGUCGCCAGGCGGCGUGCACAAGGCGCCGCGCCCCAGGAGGCCAACCAGCGUGCAAGACGUGAUAGCAGCGGCGGAAGCGGCGGAGGAGCCCCAGCUGCCUCACUCCAUGCAUGCUGUGUCAUCAGGAGAACAACAGAACCCAUCAGUCCCUACACCAGUCCCCACUACUCCCCGCCCCUCCUUAAUGGACGCCCUCCGCCAGCAGGACAUCCCAGAAUCCAUAGUGCAGCACCUCGCCGCUCCCUCCAUCCUCCGUCCUGUCACACAGGCAACCCCUGUGGAGCAAACCACCCCGGGGGGCAUCGGGGCCACCCUAAGAGGCAUGCUGUCACGGUUCGUCGUUGGCCAGCCGCAGCAGCAGCAGCAGCAGCAGACGCAGCCACAGCAGAGCCAUGCCGUGGUGGGCCAGCUGGGCCUAGCGCUGCCCAAACCCAUCCACCACAAGGAGGCCGCCCCCGCAUCACCUCCUAACACCCUGCAGGCCACCACCAAGCGGUCCUCUGAGGGCGCCACCCUGCCCCCCGCCCUGCAGCAUCUGUCCCCUGCCGUGCAGGCCGCGCUGCGUCAGCAGGCUGACAACGUGCCCACUUUCGUGCCACCGGGGACUCAACACGCGGCCGCGCGGUCUGACGCGGGCCCCGUGGAGUACAUCGACGAGGACCACGUCGAGGCCCCGCCCACGCCGCCCCCUACCCCUGCCCCCAGCCCGGCACCGCCCCUGGUGCUGCCCCCGGCCGUGCUGAAGCAGCUGCCGCCCUCCGUGCUCAACAAAGUCACCAAGCAGUACAUCGAGGCCAGGGUGGGCGGCGCACCCGAGCCCGCCCAGGACCGUGACUACUACCAGCCCGUGGCCCACUACUAUGACUACGAAGUGCACCCACCUGUGGUGCAGUACCCCGUGCACCCGCCGGUGCACCAUCACUACGAGCACAGCUACGACCACGGCUACGAUGACUACGGCGCCCUGGCCCCCAUGCUGGACAUCUUCCUGCUGGCGGACGUGACCAAGGUACACAAGGUGGGGGACACCAACCUCUCCUUCAAGGCGCCUAAGAUCGGGGAUCCCUCCUACUUCGUGGACACACGCGCGCACGAGGACCACUACUAGCCCCCGACGGCGGCCCUCACCGUCAGCAGCCCGCCGCAGCCUUCGCCCUGCAAGCAGCCCGCCGCAGCUUCCAUGUUUGUCAACACGGAACAGCUGACUGCCGAGGGGCGCGCUCCUGCCAAACACUCCCAACACAUUAUUUGUACUGUACAUAACUCCGUCCACAUGUUCGUAACGGUGUAUUUAGUUGGUCGUCACGAUACAUGAGUUGCCAGCCUGCCAUGGCUACUUUCCCCGGUAAUGAGUGUGUGCACGGCUGUGUGCGUCCGUCCCGUCCCGUCCAAACCUUCCCGUAAUAAGACAAAUAUGCUGUGAUGUUAUGCACUGAGAUGUACGUUAUGUUGUGUGUCGUGAGAACUUUUGUAAUAAAAUUGUGUAACCUCA
Messenger RNA from Eriocheir sinensis (Chinese mitten crab), 4012 nucleotides. RefSeq names its product mucin-5AC-like. The transcript has a single exon. The coding region runs from base 380 to 3628 and encodes 1082 amino acids. NCBI's taxonomy places the organism in Eukaryota, Metazoa, Arthropoda, Malacostraca, Decapoda, Varunidae. The record is from RefSeq and is a predicted model, not a curated record.